GGUCCCGCAGGUAAACAAAUGGCGCCUUUCUACAUAAAAUUACCGGGUCCAGUCCAGAGUUCGUCUUGAGCCUCAGAAUACGUAAUUACAGCGUUACGACGUCAGUUACCUUUCUCUAACGUAGAUCGACCUUGUCUGCCAGAAAUGGAAACUGAAAAUCCGGCACGUCUGCGAAAGUUGGCAGUGAAAUUCGACAACAUUUCUCGGCCCGACGGAUCGGCACUUCUGGCACACGGGGAGACAGUAAUCCAGGCCGGAGUCUACGGCCCCAUCGAAGUGCGCCAGGCUCGGGAGCUUGCAGAGAAAGCGACGGUGGAGGUCUUCUAUCGCUCAAAGACUGGACAUCAAAACUGUUCCGACCGAUUGGUGGAGAAAGUCGUCCGCAGCACCCUGGAAACUGUCAUGUUGGUUGCGCUCCAUCCACGAACGUGCAUCUCCAUCUCUCUGCAGGAGCUUCACAAUGACGGCAGCUUAUUGGCCUGCUGCAUUAAUGCGGCCUGCCUGGCUGCCAUAGAUGCGGCCAUUGCCAUGAAAUGCCAGGUGGCUGCGGUUUCUGCAGCGAUCACCCACACAGGCAUCGUUGUGCUGGAUCCUAAUAAGAAACAGGAAGAGGAAGCGAGGGCGACGUGCACCUUUUCCUUCGAGAGCAGGGACAGCAAGGUGGUGUCGACGCGCACGACCGGCCGCUUCUCCGCGCAGGAGUUCCAGAAGUGCCUGAGCGCAUGCCGUGCCGCGGCGGCGGACAUAUUUGCAUUCUAUCGGGACGCUUUCCGCAGACGAUACAGCAAGUGUCUUGAAGUGGGAGAAGACGACUGACCGUUAUCGGUGCUUCUUCGUCAUAAUAAAGCUUGUGAGAAAAGG
Messenger RNA from Ixodes scapularis (black-legged tick), 861 nucleotides. It is a transcript of the gene Rrp46, whose product is annotated as exosome complex component RRP46. The record is from RefSeq and is a predicted model, not a curated record. Gene Ontology annotation, biological process: nuclear mRNA surveillance; rRNA catabolic process; poly(A)-dependent snoRNA 3'-end processing. The transcript is spliced from 5 exons. NCBI's taxonomy places the organism in Eukaryota, Metazoa, Arthropoda, Arachnida, Ixodida, Ixodidae. Gene Ontology annotation, cellular component: nucleolus; nuclear exosome (RNase complex); cytoplasmic exosome (RNase complex). The coding region runs from base 145 to 816 and encodes 223 amino acids.